This is a messenger RNA of Rhinolophus ferrumequinum (greater horseshoe bat), 2212 nucleotides long. It is a transcript of the gene AGPAT1, whose product is annotated as 1-acylglycerol-3-phosphate O-acyltransferase 1. Gene Ontology annotation, cellular component: membrane; endoplasmic reticulum. Lineage: Eukaryota; Metazoa; Chordata; Mammalia; Chiroptera; Rhinolophidae. The record is from RefSeq and is a predicted model, not a curated record. Gene Ontology annotation, biological process: phosphatidic acid biosynthetic process. The transcript is spliced from 7 exons. Gene Ontology annotation, molecular function: 1-acylglycerol-3-phosphate O-acyltransferase activity. The coding region runs from base 307 to 1170 and encodes 287 amino acids.
CCAGCAGGCGUUGGGGAGGGGUGGGGGGAUAGCGGCAGCAGCAGCCCCAGCCCUCAGAGAUACAGCAGGAAGGGAGGGAGGGAGCUGGGGGGACAACCCCCCACCAUUCCUACCGCUAUGGGCCCAGCCUCCCACUCUCACCUCCCCUCCAUCGGCCGGGGCUAGGACACCCCCAAAUCCUGUCGCCCCCUUGGCACCGACACCCCGACUGAGGCAGAGACACAGCCACCCGCCACCACCGCUGCGGCAGACUGGCUGGGGAGGGGGCCAGCCCCCCAGGCUCCCCACCCCACUGAGGUGACCAGAAUGGAGCUGUGGCCAGGGGCAUGGACUGUACUGCUGCUGCUCUUCCUGCUGCUACUCUUCCUGCUGCCCACCCUGUGGUUCUGCAGCCCCAGUGCCAAGUACUUCUUCAAGAUGGCCUUCUACAAUGGCUGGAUCCUCUUCCUGGCUGUGCUCGCCAUCCCCGUGUGUGCCGUGCGAGGACGCAAUGUCGAGAACAUGAAGAUCUUGCGUCUGAUGCUGCUCCACAUCAAAUACCUGUACGGGAUCCGAGUGGAGGUGCGAGGGGCUCAGCACUUCCCUCCCUCACAGCCCUACGUCGUCGUCUCCAACCACCAGAGCUCCCUUGACCUGCUUGGGAUGAUGGAGGUACUGCCAGGCCGCUGUGUGCCUAUUGCCAAGCGUGAACUACUGUGGGCCGGCUCUGCCGGGCUGGCCUGCUGGCUGGCUGGAGUCAUCUUCAUUGACCGGAAGCGCACUGGGGAUGCCAUCAGUGUCAUGUCUGAGGUCGCCCAGACCCUGCUCACCCAGGACGUGCGGGUUUGGGUUUUUCCUGAGGGUACAAGAAACCACAACGGCUCCAUGCUGCCCUUCAAACGUGGCGCCUUUCACCUCGCAGUGCAGGCCCAGGUUCCCAUUGUCCCCAUAGUCAUGUCCUCUUAUCAAGACUUCUACUGCAAGAAGGAGCGCCGCUUCACUUCAGGGCGAUGUCAGGUCCGGGUGCUGCCCCCAGUGCCCACAGAAGGGCUGACAUCAGACGACGUCCCAGCUCUGGCUGACAGAGUCCGGCACUCCAUGCUCACCAUUUUCCGGGAAAUCUCCAGUGAUGGCAAGGGUGGUGGUGACUACCUGAAGAAGCCCGGAGGAGCACGCGAGGCCGGGCUCUGAGCGCCCCUCCCACCUCCCGCGCCUUCCUCCACACACCUACACGCCCAGUGGGUCCUGACACAGGGCCAAGCCCUCUUCCUCAUUUCCCCUCUCCCCACUAGGCCUCCUCUUUGGAAUCUUCAGCUUCUGAAGUGGAUGUCCCUGCCCCUCCCCAGCUCCCCACAUGGACUCUCUUGCCUCCAUGCAGUCCCCACUCUGACCCUUACCCACCUCCUGUGCCAUCGUGUCUGUGGGACAGUUGCCUCCCCCUCAUCUCCAGUGGCUCAGCCUACACAAGGGUGGAGCACUCCAUCCUGUCCCCAGUGGACCUUCUUCCUUUGUGGUCUUCUCUCCCCCUUCACCCCACAUUGGCCAGUGGACUCAUCCAUUCUGUGGAACAAUUCCCCACCCCCGCCCCCAGGUCCAUGGAUUCAGUGGACUCAUCCGUUUGUGGGGUGGAGGACUCGUGCUGUGGCUGGAAGCCCUGCCUGGAACACUCCUCCCAGGCUCUUCCUGGGAACACUUCUCAGCACCUUCACGCUCCCUCCCAUGGAGCCUCCUGUCAGUGGAGGCUGGACUCUUCUCACCCAAAGGUCUCCUCCCUGCCCGUGCCCAGGACUGAGCACACUCCUGGAUGCCAGUUUGGUCUUCACAUUUCCGCUUCCCUGUCCCUGUCGUGCAGUUCCGUGGCCCUGACCCUACCCAUCCCCCUGCAGCCCUGUCGUACCAGUCUAACCGGACACAGGGGGAAGAGGCAGACAUUAGGCGCUGCACUCAUUGCUCCCUGAGGACUUGGGGGAAGGAGCUGAACGCUGGAGAGCAUGGGAGGGCUUUUUAAUUUAUUUCUCUUUCUUUUGAGGCUUCCUCCCUCUGAGCCAGUUUUCAUUUCCUCCCUGUGGCAUUAGCCACUCUCUGCCUCCCAUCCCAGACCUGUGCCCACAACAGGGAGGUGGGCUGGGAGCAAAAGGAGAGGGUGGGAUUCAGUUUUGCGUGGCUGGUUUUUAUUAAUUAUCUGGAUAACAGCAAGGCCCCGAGAAUAAAAAUUGAGAGAGAGAUCUGCAAA